Molecule: messenger RNA, 357 nt
Organism: Ipomoea nil (Japanese morning glory)
Lineage: Eukaryota; Viridiplantae; Streptophyta; Magnoliopsida; Solanales; Convolvulaceae
Exons: 1
Coding region: 1-357 (118 amino acids)
Biological process (GO): regulation of DNA endoreduplication
Source: RefSeq, a predicted model, not a curated record
AUGGAGUUUGCAGAAAAGCCUCAUCACCAAAUGGAGGGCAGCCUGCAGGUGGAGUCAGAAGCCAAAAGAUGGAUCCUCGCCGGAAUCGCGCUGAGAAAUCCUCUCAAGCCCAUUCGCGUGGCCGCCACUCACGGCGGCGGCGGCGGCUGGGACAAUAGUGACGACCAAGACGGCGGCUCCUCCACCACUCCGACGUCGGAGGGUUCGAGAAUUCCGAGGAGACUCACGUGCCCGCCGCCUCCCAAGAAGCGAAAAGCAUCCAAGAGAUCAUCAUCGUCAUCGGCUUGUUGGGGUGGGAGGGAGUUCUUCAGCCCCCCAGAAUUGGACACUGUCUUCAUUCGCAGAUUACACACUUGA